UGUUUCAUUUCCGCUGACUCCAGUGGGCCUGCGCAGGGCCGGCACCGCGCCUGCGCCGCGCAGCCUAGCCCGGAAGCUGAGUGAGGAGCGCGAACUACCCCGAAGAUGAACCCUUUGACUAAGGUGAAGCUGAUCAACGAGCUGAAUGAGCGAGAGGUCCAGCUUGGGGUGGCCGAGAAGGUAUCCUGGCAUUCAGAGUACAAGGACAGCGCCUGGAUCUUUCUGGGAGGGCUUCCUUAUGAACUGACUGAAGGGGACGUCAUCUGUGUCUUCUCACAGUAUGGGGAGGUUGUUAAUAUUAAUCUUGUGCGAGACAAGAAGACCGGGAAAUCCAAAGGAUUCUGUUUCCUCUGCUAUGAAGACCAGAGGAGCACAAUUCUGGCUGUUGACAAUUUUAAUGGAAUUAAGAUCAAAGGGAGAACUAUCCGCGUGGAUCAUGUGUCUAACUAUCGGGCUCCUAAGGAGUCAGAUGAAAUGGAUGAUGUGACCAGACAGCUCCAGGAGAAGGGCUGUGGGGCUAACACCCCCCCUCCGAGUUCAUCUGAAGGCUCUGAAGAUGACAGACCUACAAAAAGUCACAGAAAAGAUAAAAAAGAAAAAAAGAAAAAAAAGAAAGACAAAGAGAAGACUGACCAGGAGGUACAGGCAGAGCAGCCAUCUUCUUCUUCACCUCCCAGAAGCAAGAUGGUAAAGGAAAAGGAUGACCCUGGUCCGAAGAAGCACAGCAGCAAGAAAUUGGAGAGGGUUCAGAAGCCCGAGUCCAGAGAGGGGAGGAAGCACUACCCAGGUUCCCCUGAGGUCAGGUCCUCAUGCCGUGGUGGAGGAGAGGACCCAGAGAAGGAUCCAAAGGAGAAACUCAAGUAUGAGCACAAGCCCUCAAGCAGGAAGGAAGUGAGAGAAGACAAGAACAAGGAUCGAGACAGAGGGCGCAGCUCAGAUACACAUUCUAGCCGGCACAGUGGGCAUUCUGAAGGGCGGAGUCAUAGAAGUAGAAGUAGGAGCCGAGAUAAAUCCUAUAGGCAUAAAAAGGCCCGUCACUCCCAGGAGUGGGAGUCCUUUAAUCCUAGUGACCACAGGCGUCACUGAAAUCUUCUCUGUCUGCCCAGUUGAUUUAAAAAUAAACUGUGUUUUAAAAAUGUAAUGAAAUUUGCGCCAGGGAUUUAGCUCAGUGGCACCGGGCCUGCCUUGCAAGCACAAGGUCCUGAGUUUGAUCCCCAGUACUGAAAAAAAAAAAAGUAAUGAAAUUCAAUUCUGCUGUUAAUAUUUCUGUAUAUAAAAUCUCUGGGAAUGAGUUCUUUUAA
Molecule: messenger RNA, 1301 nt
Organism: Heterocephalus glaber (naked mole-rat)
Lineage: Eukaryota; Metazoa; Chordata; Mammalia; Rodentia; Bathyergidae
Gene: Rbmx2
Product: RNA binding motif protein X-linked 2
Biological process (GO): mRNA splicing, via spliceosome
Cellular component (GO): U2 snRNP; precatalytic spliceosome; catalytic step 2 spliceosome
Molecular function (GO): RNA binding
Source: RefSeq, a predicted model, not a curated record